This is a messenger RNA of Drosophila yakuba, 1054 nucleotides long. RefSeq lists its product as uncharacterized. The coding region runs from base 121 to 981 and encodes 286 amino acids. The transcript has 4 exons. NCBI's taxonomy places the organism in Eukaryota, Metazoa, Arthropoda, Insecta, Diptera, Drosophilidae. The record is from RefSeq and is a predicted model, not a curated record.
CCGAUGUGCGGGUAGAGAACAGUCGUUGAAGUCAGCCCCAACAUAGCGGAGCCAGCGAGUAUAUAGCACCACGUUCCAGACCUAAAUCAACAACACACAAAACUCACACACACACACAACAUGGGAGACUACACCUGGAUUAGCACCAACGUUUACGGAGCCCUGCCCCCAGGUGCCAUCAUUGCCGGCCACGAUUCCGACCAGGAUCCCAUCUAUGUGGGCCGCGCCUACCACAAUGGCGAGAUGCUGCCGGCGAAGGUGGUGCCCGGAAAGCAGCAGGCCUAUGUGCCAUGGGGCGGUCAGGAGAUCAGCAAGCACGACUUCGAGGUGCUCGUCGGUGAUCACUUCUCCUGGAUCCCGGCCAGCGGCGGAUCUGUACCGCCCUUCGCCAUCCAAGUGGGCCAGACUGGCGAGGGUGAGCCCCUGUACGUGGGUCGUGGUUACUUCCAGGGCAGCCUUACCCCCGGCAAGAUCCAUCCCUCGCACCAGUGCCUGUACAUCCCCUACGGCGGACAGGAGCACCGUCUGGAGGCCUAUGAAGUGCUGGUCCAGCCGGAAACUUGGAUAGCCUCUUGCGGACGCGGCAUUGUUCCUGGAACAGUGGUGGGCGGACACGACUCCGAUGGCGACCAGAUCUUUGUGGGUCGCGCCUACCACGAGGGCGAUUUGCUGCCGGCCAAGGUGAUCCCCAGCAAGGGCUGCGCCUAUGUGCCCUACGGAGGCGGUGAGGUGGUCAAGCACGACUACGAACUGCUGGCCGGAUACGGAUACGGAUGGGUGCACGACAGCCAUGGCAACGUGCCCGGCAAUGCCGUUCUCUGUGGUCGCACUGCCGACGGAGAGCCCCUGUUCAUCGGCCGUGCCCACCACCACGGCAGCCUCACUCCCGGCAAGAUCCAUCAGUCGCACCACUGCCUCUACAUCCCAUUCGGCGGCGAGGAGGUCCGCAUCGACCACUACGAGGUCCUGGUCAAGGGCUAAGCUCCUACUGCUACUAGACUACUUAAUUUAUAAAUCAUCUUGCAUCAUUAAAACUGUCUACCGCUAAACCAAA